AUGAGUGCACUACCUAAAUUACCACUGCUGAUCUUCGAUAUUCACUAUGUUCAUCAAGGAAUGACAUUAGAUGUGGAAGCAGUACCACUCUAAGUGCAGGAAAUAAAUUUCAAACAGUUGUUGGAUAUGACUUGCUUGCUUCUACUGAUGAUAUUUGCUAUUUUCACCUCAAAAUUAAUCUGCACAUCAUUCAGCAUUUACUCUGGGGUUGAUGUCUAGACUGCAACCAAUAAAACAGUUCCAAAAUUUAAUACAACUUAUAAAUUUUCAACAAGGAUUAGUGGAUAAAUUCAACAAAUAUAUAUUGUAGCAAGGCCAGACAUUGGAAGCAGUAUCCCUGCUAUUUAUAGUUUUGCAUAUAGAUUUUACACUCCAAACUACAAUUAAGAUUCCACACUUAAGAUCGUCACUGGCUUCAAUUACACGAACUCUGAGAAGUAUCAAAUCUCGCAAAUGACUUUUAUCAUAAUAGCUUGUUCAUGUGCUGGUGGGAUAUUAAUAUUUUCUAUUUUCUUCACUUAUAUUUGCACAAAGUUUCAGUACUAUGUAUCACCUCCUUCUGAGCAUGUUAAAUUUAUGGAAUAAAGGAGACAAGAUGAACUGGAAUUCAGAAAAUCUGUACUUAGGGAGAAAUCUAAAAGCUAUUCUAAAAGUGAGUGGAAUAAGUAAAAAGGAAACGAGUCUUUUGAAGAUGACGAAAUGCGAGCAACUACCGAUUAUAAGCCUAAUAAAAAUGGGAAAAACAUAAGCAUUAAAGAUUCUAAUAAAAGAGCCAAAAAUUCUAGAAGGAAUUGA
Messenger RNA from Stylonychia lemnae, 795 nucleotides. Lineage: Eukaryota; Ciliophora; Spirotrichea; Sporadotrichida; Oxytrichidae. The record is from the annotation of a GenBank genome assembly.